AAUGAAAAUAGAAAUUAUGAAAUAAAUAAACAUGGCGUCACCAAGGCCUAAGUCACCUCGCCCUCCUGUUUCUGCUGGCAAAAAUGAUAAAGAAGAAACAUUUUGGGUUAAAAUAGGAACUAUUGGACGUAAAAAGAAGAUAAAGGAAGUCCAAGAGGUUCAAGAAGAAGGGAAAUAUGCCAUUGACUCUCCAGGGAGCCCAACGGCUACAGACAUUCCUCCUGAGGAGUAUGACUUGGAGGAGAAUGAAGAAAGGGCGAUGAUUGAGCCUCGCUCUUAUGACAACCCGAAACUGCAAGAGCUAAUGGCUGUCCUGGUAGAUUGGAUCAAUGAUGUUUUGGCAGAUCAUCGAAUCAUCGUCAAGAACCUUGAGGAAGAUCUAUAUGACGGUCAAGUUCUUCAGAAACUUUUGGAGAAGCUCUCUGGAGAGAAACUGGAUGUUCCUGAGGUUACUCAGUCAGAGGAGGGCCAGAAACAAAAACUGGGAAUUGUGCUUGCAGCUGUCAACAGAGUGCUGGGACAUCCAAGAUGGUCGCAGCAGAAGUGGAGUGUAGAAAGUGUCCAUUCCAAGAACAUCAUCUCAAUCCUCCAUCUAUUGGUAGCCCUGGCCAGACACUACCGAGCUCCGGUCAGGCUGCCAGAGAAUGUGGCUGUGGGAGUGGUCGUUGUCCAGAAGAAGGAAGGAUCUCUGAGCCACCGUACCAUCAGUGAAGAGCUGACUAGUACUUACGAUGACCUGGGAAUGAGGUGCGAGAGAGAUGCUUUUGACACUCUCUUUGACCAUGCUCCAGACAAGCUGCAAGUUGUUAAAAAGUCAUUGGUGACGUUUGUGAACAAACACUUAAACAAGGUAAACCUGGAAGUAUCAGAUCUGGAUACACAGUUUCAUGAUGGUGUCUACCUCACACUGCUGAUGGGGUUGUUGGAGGGUUUCUUUGUACCUCUCUACAGUUUUCAUCUCACACCCCAGGACUUCGACCAGAAGGUGCACAACGUCAGCUUUGCCUUCGAGCUCAUGCAGGACGUGGGGCUUGCAAAACCUAAAGCCAGACCUGAAGACAUUGUAAACUUAGACUUGAAGUCCACACUGAGAGUGUUGUACAACUUGUUCACUAAGUACAAGAAUAUCAGCUGAAUUCUAUGCUCCGAACAUUAACGAACAUAUUUUAACACGAGUCUCUUUUUAACCUGUGUAACUGCCAUUAGUUUAAUUUUUAUUUAUUUGUGCUUGUAAUUUGUGUUUGAAGUGUAACUUUAAUAACUAUCUAUAAAUUAUUGAAUCAACUGUGCCUAAACAUGUGUCUAUAAAGACUCUUAUUAUUGAGGUUAUUUGAUAUGGAACCUGUACAAUUAUGUUAACACUUACUAAAACAAAUACCACUAAUUUAUGUUAAUUGUAAAAAUUUAAUAUUAGUAAAACUACAUGUUCUUUCCAUUAGUACUCACUAAACUAAGAAGGUGCUAGAUGCAUAACCAUGUACAAGGUAAAACUACUGCUGGAGAAGUACAGUACUUUUAGACAUUUAUUCAUAUUGUAGGUAGAAAGAGAAAAAAUCUUCUGUUAUGCCAAAAAUUUUACUGUACAAUCGUGGUCAUAUGGUGAGAACUGUAAAAAUUAAGUCCAUGUGUUUGUGUGAUUUUAAAAAUUAGCAUAUUAAAAAAAGUGUACUUUAGAGCAUGGGAUCGAAAGUACUUUAUUGACUAUGUUUUACAAGUUUAAUCACACUAUCUUUGUUUUCCACAUUUAAAGAUAAUAUCUUUGUUGAAUGCUAAAAGUGAAAUGAUUAGAAUGAUCAGAAGAACAAAUGCUAUGUUUAAAUUUAAAUACAAAAUAUACCUCUUAAAACAUUGAUUUGAGCUAUCAUGUUUAAAGCAUAGAUUAAAUUAAGAAACAGAGUAUAAAUAGUCUGUUAAUAAUAGUAAUAGUGAGUUACUUGUCCAGUAGGCAGAAGACAUAUAUUCAAGUUAUCUAAGGACUAUGUUUUUACAUACAUUCAUUUCAUGUUAGAUUUUAAGUUUAUAAGUGUACAUUCAGAUUCAUAUUUUCAUUAUUAUUAUUUUUAACAUAGACGCGAUAAAGUCCUGAUAUAAACACUCUCGGUGAAUGUGAAUAUUUUGGUUCUCCUAGAGCGCAAUAGACGACAAUCAUUGAAUGGAAUGUGAAACACAUGUGGGUACGUGCCAUUGUCUAUUGUGUUAUUUUACGUAGCUUGUAUUUACUUAAUGAGACAUGCUGACUUUGCUGCACCUGCGGAAAAUGUCAAAAUGUAAACUGUGCUACAUGUAAUGGAUUAUUCUCUGAUAAAAUUCUUAAUCUUUUUGAAUUAUUGGUGAGGAUUAGUACUGUCCCAACUUGUUGGCAAGGUAUAUUUCUUUAAAAGAAAACUUUUGGAUUUAUUACUUUUUCAGCCUGAAUAUAAAGUUUCAUGUAUUUUGAAAAUUUAGAAAGAUUAUAUAACUGUUGAAACUUAUUUUGGUGCAUGAAAAGACAAAUUACAAAUCGUGUAUUACAUUUUCACAUUUUGCAUUAAAAUUUCUUAGAUUUAAUAAAUUGAUAAUAUGAUGAAUUAUACUUCAACCGGCUUUACUCUUCAUCUUUAAUAUGCAAUUUCUUCAACACAACUUUCUUAUUAACAAAUAAAAAAUAUUAGAAAAGAAAUUAGCCUUAUAAAGACUCUUUGUUAAUUCUCACAAAUGUAGACAAAAACAUUGUUAUAUCACCAAUUACCUAUCAGUUAGCAUGUGAGAGAAGAGCCAACUCUAAAAUAUCCAUUGGUAAUGGAAAACAAAUCUGUGGCAAGUCUGUGGUUUUCUGUUUACUUUGACUGUUAUUUGAUCUAUUUAAGUGAGUUUUGCUAGGUUUUAGAUCACUUUCCUGGUUUAGAGCUGAUCCCCUGUACUUACAAGUUCCAAGAUAAAACAUUGAGAAAAUGUCAAUUUCACAUCUGCCUUAUAAGUGUUGCCAGCUUACUACUAGAAUAGAUUUGUUGUUAUUGUUGUUAAUAUUUUAAUUUGUAAUAUUGUUGCUUAGGACUCAAUAAGUGAUUUUAAAAUGAUUAAAUAGCAUACAACAGUUUAGUAUUCAUGUCAGAACAACUAUACUGGAGAUAUCCAACCGUAGCAGCUUCCAAUGGUCUUCCACAUUGCAACAAGCAGAUUGUGUAAUUGUUGCCAAACAUUAAACAAUAAACUAUCUCAAACUAUCA
This is a messenger RNA of Homalodisca vitripennis (glassy-winged sharpshooter), 3206 nucleotides long. RefSeq names its product beta-parvin (gene parvin). The coding region runs from base 32 to 1135 and encodes 367 amino acids. Gene Ontology annotation, cellular component: cytoplasm; focal adhesion; actin cytoskeleton. Gene Ontology annotation, molecular function: actin binding. The transcript is spliced from 8 exons. Gene Ontology annotation, biological process: actin cytoskeleton organization; cell projection assembly; substrate adhesion-dependent cell spreading. NCBI's taxonomy places the organism in Eukaryota, Metazoa, Arthropoda, Insecta, Hemiptera, Cicadellidae. The record is from RefSeq and is a predicted model, not a curated record.